UAUCAGGAUUCCUUCACAAAUAUGUUUAUUAAGGCAUCUGUAUUAAUAGCGCUUGCAGUGGCCGUCGCAGCCCGACCCGAGACUCCUUCCUACUCUCCUUCUGCUCACCCAGCCCCUUCCUACUCGCCUCCCAGCCCAUCUUACAACGCGCCCACCCACGAUGUUCCAGCCCAGUACAACACCCAGUAUGUCGUGAACGACGAAUACUCUGGAAACAACUAUGGACAUCAAGAGAACCGCGAUGGCUACAACACUCAGGGAACGUACUACGUGCAGCUCCCUGACGGCCGUCUGCAGAAGGUCACCUAUUACGUCGAUGGCGAGUCCGGCUACGUGGCAGAGGUCACCUACGAAGGGGAGGCACAGUAUCCAGCCUAUCAGCCCGCUCCAUCAACUUCUUAUCAGCCCGCUCCAUCACCCUCUUACGCUUAAUUCACAUGCUGUAUUCGAGAAAUAUGAACACCGAAAGUAGUAAUUUAUCUAUAAUAAAUAUCGUACCUGCUGCAUGGA
Molecule: messenger RNA, 510 nt
Organism: Penaeus indicus
Lineage: Eukaryota; Metazoa; Arthropoda; Malacostraca; Decapoda; Penaeidae
Product: cuticle protein 19.8-like
Exons: 3
Coding region: 22-432 (136 amino acids)
Cellular component (GO): extracellular matrix
Source: RefSeq, a predicted model, not a curated record